Rotaria sp. Silwood1 is the source of this 885-nucleotide messenger RNA. NCBI's taxonomy places the organism in Eukaryota, Metazoa, Rotifera, Eurotatoria, Philodinida, Philodinidae. The record is from the annotation of a GenBank genome assembly.
AUGUUCAUUGGACGAACACGCACGGGAAAAUCAACUAUCAAAUCACUAUUGAUUGAUCCAACUGCUGUACCUACUGACUUGACUCUUAAAUCUGGUACAAGAGAACCGCUAUUUGAUUCAUUUCAUGUACGUGACAAUAAAAUCGUUCUCAAUAUAAUCGAUACACCAGAUCUAUUUGAACAUGGCAAUACACAAAUGGAAAUUCGAGACAACAAAAAGAUAUUGGAUACAAUCCAAAUGUGUAUAAACCGUGAAAUAACAAAAUUUCAUGUAGUUUGUUUCUGUGUAGCCAUUACAACUGGUAUUAAUAAGGAAGAUAUUGAAUCGAUUAAAGAAUUAGUUAAGUUUCUUGGUGAAGAAAUUUCAAAAAAUUCCUGUCUUAUUGUUACACGAUGUGAAUCAAAAGAUGAAAAUCAGCACAAAAAAAUGUGUACAGAAUUAUUAGAGGAUAAUUAUUUCAAAGAUAUUGCUCCAUUCUUUAAAUUAGGCAUUUUCUUCUCUGGUUCAAUUAAUCGUGAUGAUUAUAAUAGAGGCAAUGAAUGUCUACUCGAUCAGUUUAUUACGAUUAGUGAUUAUCGGGUAAAACUGAUUGAACUCUUUACGAGAGAUAUUGAGCCAUUUCCGAUUAGUGAAAUGAUAAUUAGUCAAGUUCGACGAGCUCGUGAUGAAACUUUACUUAAAAACAUCGAACUUAAAGAGAUGCGAGCUCUGGCAGAAGAACAAACACGACUCAUCGAGGAAUUACGAUUGGCUCGACUCAAUGAUCAACAAGACACUGCGGAAAUCAUCAAUGGACUCGCGGCUACCAAUUUACGUGAACGUGAAGAGCAAGCUCGUUUACUAGCAUCUCAACAAGAAUCUUAUAAACGAUGUCGUAUAUCAUAA